AUGGCAACUCAUGCUUCCAUUUGCUGCGAUGGUUGUGGCAACGGGAACCUCCUUGGCUAUCGCUUCAAGUGCCUGAAGUGCGCCGACUAUGAUCUGUGCCGGACGUGCUAUGACCGGAAGGUGGUGACACUGAACCAUCACUGGGGACAUGCCAUGCAGUGUUUGCUCGACGAGGAUGCCAAGAGGCUGCACUUUGCCGGCGAGCCAAUGCCAGUGCUGAACGCCGAGAGCUUCACCUGCCCCGUCUGCGGCGCUAUGGGCCACUCGGAAGUGGAUCUCGUGCAGCAUGUGGACGAGGAGCAUCGCAACUUCAGCGGCCUCGUCAUUUGCCCUUUGUGCAUGGCCGUGCCCUCGGCCGAUCCCGAUCUGCUGCGCAACAUUUGGCAGCAUUUCCGCAAUCUUCAUCGCAGCACACCGAGCGUGCUGGUCAAUGUUGGACGCAUUGCACGGGAGGUUGGCACCGAGCAGUCGCCCAUUGCCGGCCCGUCCAGCUUCUGGGGUCCGUACUGUGCCCAUGCAACGGCUCAGCCGCUGGCGCCGCUGGCACAGCCGAUACGCUUCAUCGAUGACAGCAGCGAUGAGGAUGAUGCCUAG
Molecule: messenger RNA, 594 nt
Organism: Drosophila guanche
Lineage: Eukaryota; Metazoa; Arthropoda; Insecta; Diptera; Drosophilidae
Product: E3 ubiquitin-protein ligase KCMF1
Exons: 1
Coding region: 1-594 (197 amino acids)
Biological process (GO): synaptic signaling
Cellular component (GO): plasma membrane
Molecular function (GO): zinc ion binding
Source: RefSeq, a predicted model, not a curated record